Molecule: messenger RNA, 4103 nt
Organism: Drosophila eugracilis
Lineage: Eukaryota; Metazoa; Arthropoda; Insecta; Diptera; Drosophilidae
Product: 5-oxoprolinase
Exons: 6
Coding region: 36-3926 (1296 amino acids)
Biological process (GO): glutathione metabolic process
Cellular component (GO): cytosol
Molecular function (GO): 5-oxoprolinase (ATP-hydrolyzing) activity
Source: RefSeq, a predicted model, not a curated record
CCACUCCAUCGCCAAGAAACAAAACAAAGAACAGAAUGUCGGGCAACAAAUACUGUUUCGCCAUCGAUCGCGGAGGCACCUUCACGGAUGUAUUGUGCAUCUGUCCCGGCGGAAAAGUCCGCACUAUGAAACUGCUCUCCGAAGAUCCGGAACGUUAUAGCGAUGCCCCACGCGAGGGCAUCCGCCGGAUUCUUAAAGAGGAGACCGGGGAGGAUUUGGCAGCCAGUGGUUUGGUAGACACCUCAAAAAUUGGAUGGGUUCGCAUGGGCACCACCGUGGCGACCAAUGCUCUAUUGGAGCGUAAGGGAGAUCCAGUGGUUUUGGUGGUGAACAGUGGUUUCCGGGAUCUGCUCUACAUUGGCAACCAAGCGAGGCCAAAGAUCUUUGAUCUUAAUAUUCGCAAGCCUGCGAAUCUGUAUAAAUCCGUAGUCGAGGUAGACUGCCGCAUUGUUCCAGAGCAAGCUGAGCGGUGUGAGCUGAAUCACAGCUGGAAGGUGCUGGAGGGUGUGGCCGGCACCAAGUAUCUGGAGGUUCGCCCAGUGGAUGAGGUGGCCGUACGAGAAUCUCUCUCCGCCGCCCGAAACCAGGGUGUCUCUUCUGUUUCCGUGGUAUUGGCCCACAGCUACGCUUGUCCGGAACACGAACUCCGGGUGGGAGCGAUUGCCCGGGAGCUAGGAUUCAGCCAUGUAACUCUAUCCCACCAGGCGAUGCCCAUGUGUCGGGUGGUGGCCCGUGGCUAUACCGCCUGUGCGGAGGCCUACCUGACACCCCAUGUGGAUCGCUACUUGGCCAGUUUUAAAUCUGGUUUUGACAAGCAAUUGGAAGGUGUAGAUGUGCUCUUCAUGCAAUCCGAUGGAGGCCUGACCAAUAUGGAGAACUUUCGUGGAGCGCGUGCCAUUCUUUCCGGUCCAGCGGGUGGAGUUGUAGGAUACGCUUUGACAGGAGCCCGGGAAACAGAUCUACCACUUAUCGGUUUCGAUAUGGGCGGUACCUCGACAGAUGUGUCCCGCUAUGCCGGAACGUAUGAACACGUGAUCGAAAGUACCACGGCUGGAGUAACUAUCCAGGCUCCUCAGUUAGACAUCAAUACCGUAGCUGCAGGUGGCGGAUCAAGGCUGUUCUUUCGAUCCGGCAUAUUUGUGGUGGGUCCGGAAUCAGCAGGAUCUCAUCCGGGACCUGCUUGCUACAAGAAGGGAGGCCCGCUGACAGUCACCGAUGCCAAUCUUAUACUGGGUCGCAUUCUGCCGCAGUUCUUCCCCAAGAUCUUUGGUCCGAAGGAGAACGAACCGCUGGAUCAUGAGAUCGCCAGAAGUAAAUUCGUAGAGUUGCAGACAGAGAUCAACGAGCAUUUGAAGGCUUCCGGAGAUAAUCGGGUCUUGAGUGUUGAGGAAGUGGCUUUGGGAUUCAUUCGAGUGGCCAAUGAAACUAUGUGUCGACCUAUUCGAGCGUUGACUCAAUCACGAGGAUUGGAUACAGCUAAUCAUGUACUCUCCUGCUUUGGAGGAGCUGGUGGCCAGCACGCCUGUGCCAUUGCUCGGAACUUGGGGAUUGCCAAGGUUGUAGUUCACAAGUACGCUGGAAUACUUUCCGCCUAUGGAAUGGCCCUGGCUGAUGUGGUCCAAGAGGUUCAGGAGCCAAAUGGCCUGGAGUUUAGUGAUGCAAAUGCCAAGCAGCUAAAGGAGCGAUUAGAUGCCUUGUCGCAGCAAUGUCACGACCAGUUAGCUGAACAGGGAUUCAAACGGAUUGAACUGGAGCCCUUUCUGCAUUUACGGUACGAAGGCACCGAUGGCGCUUUGAUGGUUGCUCCGGCAACUGGAAAACAGUCCUCGGCUUCAAAUCCUCUUUUAGCAGCAUACGGGGAUUUCAAUGCCACCUUCUUGGAGCGCUAUCGCACAGAAUUUGGUUUCGUAUUGCAAAACAGACGUAUCAUUGUGGACGACAUUCGCAUUCGAGGAUUGGGCAAGAACGACACACCACCGGAGUCUAAAGUUCAAAAUGCCUCUGAAGUUACACCCCCAGCUGAAUCGAAUUCACAGUGUCGUCUUCACUUCGACCAGGGCAGCUUUGACGCACCGAUUUACCUGACCAAGAACCUUCUGGCCGGUCAUAGGAUUACUGGACCAGCUGUGCUUAUAGAUCAGCUCUCAACCAUAGUCGUCGAGCCAGAGUGCAGUGUCCAAGUUACUCAGUUCGGGGACCUUAUCAUGGACGUCAAGACGGGUGGAAAACAUGGCAUUAAUGCAGACUUGGAUCCAGUGCAUCUGAGCAUAUUUAGCCACCGUUUUAUGAGCAUCGCCGAGCAAAUGGGCAGAGUACUUCAGCGUACUUCGAUUUCAACAAAUAUCAAGGAACGUUUGGACUUUUCGUGUGCUCUUUUCGGACCGGAUGGCGGCUUGGUAAGCAAUGCUCCCCACAUUCCUGUUCAUCUUGGAGCCAUGCAGGAAACUGUCCAGUACCAGCUGAGAGUGAGAGGGGAAACCCUGAAGAACGGCGAUGUCAUACUGGCUAACCAUCCCUCGGCAGGAGGAUCUCAUUUGCCCGAUUUGACGGUCAUUACGCCAGUUUUUUAUGAGAAUCAUCCGAGGCCUGUUUUCUUUGUGGCUUCCAGAGGUCACCAUGCCGAUAUCGGCGGCAUUACUCCGGGGUCCAUGCCACCGCAUUCCACCUCGUUAGCACAGGAAGGUGCUGCCUUUAAGUCCUUCCUCAUCGUGGAGAACGGCCUGUUCCAGGAGCAACAAAUAAUCCAACAGCUUACCACGCCUACCGCUGCAAAGGGAGCGGUAGGCACCCGGAACCUCAGCGACAACUUGUCGGAUUUGAAGGCUCAAAUUGCAGCCAAUCACAAGGGCAUACAGCUGGUGGCGGAACUGAUUGACAGCUACGGAUUGGACGUGGUGCAGGCCUACAUGUCGCACAUCCAGAAGAAUGCCGAAUUGGCGGUUCGUGAUAUGUUGCGUCAAAUUGGUCGGGAUACGCUGGAACGCACUGGAUCCACGGUGCUAGAGGCAAAGGAGUUUAUGGACGACGGCUCUCCCAUCGCCCUUAAGGUGACCAUCGAUGCAGAACAGGGAUCAGCUCUGUGCGACUUCACCGGAUCAGGUGUGGAAGUCUGGGGAAAUUGUAAUGCCCCGCGAGCAAUCACCUUGUCCGCACUGAUCUACUGCCUGCGAUGCAUGGUGGGCCAUGAUGUGCCCCUUAACCAGGGCUGUCUGGCUCCCAUCCAGGUGAUCAUUCCGAAGAACUCCAUACUGGAUCCGUCUGAGGGUGCCGCCGUCGUUGGUGGAAAUGUGCAGACAUCGCAGCGCAUCGUGGACACGGUGUUAAAGGCUUUCGGAGUCUGUGCCGCCUCACAGGGAUGCAUGAACAACAUUACCAUCGGCGAUGAAACUUGGGGAUACUAUGAGACCGUGGCCGGAGGAGCUGGAGCCGGACCCGGAUGGCAUGGAGCCGGGGGAGUGCAUACCCAUAUGACCAACACCCGCAUAACCGAUCCGGAAAUCCUAGAGCUACGCUAUCCUAUGAUUUUAAAAAGAUUCUGCCUACGCACGGAUGACUCUGGUGGACGGGGGAAAUUCAACGGCGGUGAGGGUGUGGAGCGGAAUUUGCUUUUCCGUAAACCUGUGACCCUAUCCGUCCUGACGGAGCGACGAACCCUCCAACCCUACGGUCUUGCUGGCGGAGAAUCGGCCAAAAGUGGUCGCAAUUUGGUGGUCAAGCGAGAUGGUCGAGUGAUUGCUUUGGCUGGUAAAACCUGCAUUGAUGUGGAAGCUGGGGACACUUUUGCCAUGAAAACUCCUGGCGGUGGAGGAUUUGGACCAAUUGAAGAAUUUUCUGGUACCGGAGACGGCUUGAAUCAGGAGAACAGCAAGCGACACGUGGAGCGCGGAACGGUUUUCAACUACCUCCAGUCCCAGGAGUCUGCCUAGUGUUUUAAUUUGUUUUUUUUUCCGUGUGCCAUAUCAUUCAAAGUCUUUUAUGUUUUAUGUUUAAAUGUGAUAUAUAAUAUUUUUAGUUCAAAAAUAAAAAUAUGUCGCUUAUUUAGCAUUUUUAAUUUCUCGGCUUAGAAUUCAGCCUUAAAAGAAUACAUUUCACAAUAAGUAAAA